Molecule: messenger RNA, 326 nt
Organism: Prorocentrum cordatum
Lineage: Eukaryota; Dinophyceae; Prorocentrales; Prorocentraceae
Source: the annotation of a GenBank genome assembly
GCGGCCUCCGCCAGGAGCCCGCGUCGACGCUGCUGCGUCCGGCCGGCUCCGCCGAGCCCGCGGCGGCGGCGCCCGAGCCCCCGAAGGAGCUGGAGCAGGAUGCGGCGGAGGACUCCAGGCCGAGGCUGAAGGCCACGGCGGAGUUCCUGACCAAGGACACCACGAUGAACAUAAUGCCGUCGACCUACGGCAACAUCCUCAUGGCACUGUCCGACGGUGGCAUCCAGCACCUGUUGGCCGGAGCCCGCGCGAGCGUCGGCGUCACGUCCGGGAGGCACAUGUUCGAGGUGAAGAUGGUCGAAAUGGUGAACGCGGUUGAUCCAGGC